Molecule: messenger RNA, 2418 nt
Organism: Debaryomyces fabryi
Lineage: Eukaryota; Fungi; Ascomycota; Pichiomycetes; Serinales; Debaryomycetaceae
Gene: KEL1
Product: Kel1p
Exons: 1
Molecular function (GO): protein binding
Source: RefSeq, a predicted model, not a curated record
AGUCCAAAGGCUCGAUGGGAAUUGAUUGAACCUUUAAACAACUUUAAACCACCUCCUUUGACUAAUCAUUCAUUGUCAGUUUAUAAAAACAAGAUCUAUGUUUUUGGUGGGGUCUAUAAUAAUGAAAAGAUCUCAAAUGAUUUGUGGUGUUUUGACGCAUUAAUCAGCAAGUGGAUUCAAGUUACUACCACAGGUAAUGUUCCGCCUCCCGUCAAUGAACAUGCAAGUUGUAUUGUUAAUGACAAAUUAUUUGUUUACGGUGGUAACGAUUUCAGUGGUAUAAUCUAUAAUUCUUUGUAUGUAUUGGACUUGCAUACUUUAGUCUGGUCGAAAUUGAUUGAACUGGGCGAAAAGAAUGGUCCUGGUCCAAGAUGUGGUCAUUCAAUGACAUAUUUACCAAAGUUUAACAAAUUAUUAAUUAUGGGUGGUGACAAAAAUGAUUAUACCAAUUCUGAUCCAAAUGAUUUUGAAACUUAUGAAUUGUACAAUGGUGAAGAAUAUGGAACCAUGAUUUAUGAAUUAGACUUAGAUAUUGUCGAGCAUUUCUUAUCCUCAAAUGCAACUUCUAAGGCCGCAGCUAAGUCUCCUACCAAAAAGAUGGCUGCUUCUGCUGCUCCUAUUACUCCUGCCGCCGGGGAUGAUUCGAGAAACAACCUGUUACGUCAUGCAAGAAGUUACUCAGCUGGGCCUGAUGAUUUCAAAACCCCAAAUGUCUCACCAGAGAGAACACCUAAAAUUGUUACAGAUUCCGAAAUUCAAUCCAAGCAAAAUGACACUCUGUCGGGAGAUACGUUUGUGGAUGUGGAUGUUCCAUCUGGGAAUAUUUCAGAAAGAGACAUUUCUGUUGACGAUCAAAAAGAUUUCGUACCAUCUGAUGAUGAAAUUCCACCAAUGUCUCAACUUAGGUCUCGUGGUGCAUUAGGUAAUAAUUCGACCUUAGAAUCUAAUGGAAAUCGUCCGAAAGUAUUAGGAAAGGACUAUAACUAUAUAAGCUCUAACGAGGAUUUAAGACAAAGCAACAAUGCUACUCCGGUUUUAGAAAGAAACUCGGAAGUUCCAUCUUCGUCCAUUAGUAGAAACGGACAAGAAGAUUCGAAAAUCAAAAAGUUAGUUAAUGAGUUAACAAAUGAAUUGAAUGAUUUAAAGGCUUCCACGAAAGUACAGAUGCAAAACGCCACUGAAAAAAUAUCUCUAUUGGAACAAGAGAAUGCUUCCUUGAGAGAAGAUGAUAAAUCCAUUAAUUUGAAAGGGCAGCUUCAAGAAAAAGAAGCAUUACUCAGUGAAAAGGAUAAUUUGAUUUAUGAAUUAAAGCGCCAAAUUGACCCGGCUUCGCUCGCAAUUAAUGAGGAUGAAAGUACAGAAAGAGGAAUCACUGCCGGAGGAAUUUCUGAAUUGAGCAAAUAUAAGUUAGAAAGGUUGGAAUUAAACAACAGACUAAUUUAUUUGGAAGAUGAAAACUCUGCAUUGACAGCUAAGUUUGCUGAUUUCGAACCAUUCAUGAAUAAUCAAAUUGGACAAUUAUCAAACUUUCAAAGGAUUAUUAAAGCGCAAGAAGAAAAAAUUUCCAAAUUGUCAAGCCAAGUUAAGGAUCAAGAACCUUUGCAUAGAGAGAUUAAUGAUUGGAAAAAUAAAUUCCUCAAUUUGCAAUUAGAAUUUGAUAAUUACAAGACCAUAAACGCUGAUGAUCAAUUUUCUGAUAGCGAUGGCGAACGUUUCGCUCAAGAAGGUGAAGAAGUUAAUAGAUCUAUCGCUAGUAACACAUCUGCCAGCAAAAAGUCGAAAAAGGAAAUCGCAUCCCAUUUGGAAAGUUUAAUCACUUUAUGGUCUGCAAGAAGUGCAUCUGAGCAAAGAGAUAUGUCGGGCAAUAUUAAUCCUAACUCUGAAAGCUCUGCAAUGGUAACCAAAUUACAAAAACAAUUAGAUGAUCUAUUGAAAAUUAGUAAACAACAAGAAAUGGGAUCAUCGAAUGAAAUUCAAAGCUUAAAGAACGAAUUAAAUAUUAAAUUGCAACAUUUGAAAACAUUUGAAGAAAAUUAUAGAGAUGCCUUGCAAUCUGUUAAUAAUACUAGUAAAGCUCUUAAUUUAACUCAGGAUGAAUUAAAUAAUCAAAGAAUCAUGAUGGAGAAAUUGAUUAAAGAGAACAAUGAAUUGAAAUUAUUCAGAAGAGCAUCAAGAAGAGUUAGUGCAAGAACCCCUAUCAUUAAUGAAGAACAAUUUGGAGAUAGUGGUGUUACAUCGCCAGCGAUAUCUGAAACGAGUCCACAUGAUGAUGAAGCUGCUAUUUCAAAUGCCCAUUAUAAUAUGAAGGUAAAAGACUUAGAAGCGGACUUGUAUAUUUUGAAACAAGAAAGGGAUCAAUUGAAGGACAAUGUUACUUCUUUACAAAAAGAAUUGUAUCUUUCUCAAAAUAGUCAAUAG